GCAUCCAUAUAGGAUGGAGAGAGAGAGAGGGAGAUAGAGUUGUCUCUUAGUGUCAGGCUUAGGGUUUUUGGAGCUUUUGCCUUGUUUCUUUCACUCCACAUGUCAAAUGAGAUGAUAUGAUGGUGAAGUGAUGAUCUCACCCACCUCGUUUGCUUGAUGGGAUUAUCAUCGGUGGAGAAAUUCAUCCUCCGUUGUUCUUUAGGCCAUCUGGGAGUGAAGGCAAUUGGAGAAAGUUAGAGUCAUAUUCCUCUUGGUUUCUUCUUUAAAUUUCAUCCUUGAGCGAUAACUGAGGGGGAGAAGGUGUGAUGGCAAAGAAUUUGUCCGAGAAAUCUACUGACAAGGAAGAAGAUGAGGAGGAUUGUGAUGAAAACGCGAGAAAUGGUAGAAGCUCGAGCAAUAGCACAACCGAUGAAAGCAAGAAGAAGCUGAACUCAGGAUCCGUACGGCAAUACAUCCGAUCCAAUAAUCCUAGGCUCCGGUGGACACCAGAUCUCCAUCUUUGCUUUGUUCGUGCUGUCGAGAGGCUCGGUGGCCAAGAUCGAGCGACGCCUAAGUUAGUUCUCCAACUGAUGAACGUUAAGGGCCUCAGCAUCUCUCAUGUCAAGAGUCAUUUACAAAUGUAUAGGAGCAAAAAAAUUGAUGAAUCUGAUCGAGAUGAUUCAAGGAAUACGAUCGAGGGUCGGGCGCGGCAUGCAUACAUCCUUAGUCAUCUUCCUGCAUUGCAAGGCUUUCCUCAGAGACCUCAAACCUUUUCAAGUCGUGAAUUUCGGAGCACCAUGGAUUUGGGAUCUCAUAGUUCAGCUGCAGAGAUGAUCUUCAAAGGUCAUCACAGAAUGAUGGACAUUCGGGAUAUCCGCAUGGGUAGUCUUACUCCAAAUGAUCCAGCUAGUGGUGAACUGCAUGGGACAUUUGAAGACUUCCAUCUGCUCUACGAUCAUAAAAUUGAAAGACCCCAAUUUAGACCAAGAGGAAUGGAACCCUGCUUCAUAUCUCAAUGGCAUGAAAGAGGAAUCGAGCAGGCUACUCGAUUUAGUAACACCUGCACCCAAGAGAUUGAGCAGCAAAGAACGACAUCAUCAUUGAGCCUGGGAGGUUGCUUCGCGAUGAGAUGGAAAGAUGAUGAUCAUGAGCCAGAUUUGGAUCUAUCACUUAACGUCACACCGAGGUAUGAGAAGAGGAAAAGAUACUGGGAGAAUGAGGAAGUUGACAGUAGCUUAUCCCUCUCUUUGAUUUCUCCUUCCUCGAAACUGGAAGGGUGUUCUAGGGAUGUUGAGAAGGCCUCAAAGCAUAUCAGUUUGAAGGAGAAAGAUGGCAGUGGAGAGCAUGCAAGAGGGACAAGUACUCUAGAUCUGACUAUAUGAGUGGAAUGCAGUGAGAUCUUGUGGUACUUGUCUGAAGGGAGGGUGAGAUAGUGAUCUAUACUUGUUACUAUUCCUUUAGUUUCUGUUUUGUACUCGUCGCAUAGGUGUUAGAGCCUAAUAAGAUACUUCAGAGACUUCCACAUAGGCCUUUCCAUGUUCCAACCGAAGGCAUAGUAAGCUCACAGAGGCCUUGGAAAAAACUGGUCGGAAGCACAUGUAGCUUGACGUGCAGCUUCGAAUGUGCCUUUUCUCUGUGUAAUUAAAUGAUACUAUAUGAAUGCAUGUUGGAAAGGGUGGAUGCCAUUGACUA
This is a messenger RNA of Phoenix dactylifera (date palm), 1671 nucleotides long. RefSeq lists its product as uncharacterized. The record is from RefSeq and is a predicted model, not a curated record. NCBI's taxonomy places the organism in Eukaryota, Viridiplantae, Streptophyta, Magnoliopsida, Arecales, Arecaceae. Gene Ontology annotation, molecular function: DNA binding; DNA-binding transcription factor activity.